Messenger RNA from Mytilus trossulus (common blue mussel), 866 nucleotides. RefSeq lists its product as uncharacterized. The coding region runs from base 69 to 866 and encodes 265 amino acids. The record is from RefSeq and is a predicted model, not a curated record. Lineage: Eukaryota; Metazoa; Mollusca; Bivalvia; Mytilida; Mytilidae. The transcript has 7 exons.
UCAUCUUUAUUGUAGUAAAGUCAGAAGUAGAAAAUAUAGUCGACUGCACUUUGAUUAAAAAGGUUAAAAUGGAGAUAACAGAUGAUGGAAAAUACGAAGAGAUUUUUAUAGCUGUUGACAAUUUGAAAUGCUUGUUAAAACUAACAGGACUACCAAAUGAUCUAUUGCACACUGCACCUGGAGAGAAAUCAUCUGAUGUUAAAGGGAACCAGUUACUUUACGUCGAAUGGACCAUGGAAUGUCCAUUGACAUGGAAUGUGGCAUUGAUUUCCUCAAGUAUAAAUGACAACUUAUAUUCUUUUGAUGACGAAUUCUCCGUUGACUACGUGUAUUCUGAGACCAGCAGUAAAUUGAUAAUACAUACAACAGUUCAAAGAUGUGUUUUUAGAUCCUACUCAACACUGGAAGUGGCUGUGAAAAAUCUUAUUGGCAAAAUUAUAAAUAUAUCCAGCAUAAAAUCUACUGAGCCAGAGGAAUUGUCUGCUUCGGUUCUAAUAAUGACCAGACCAGAAGAUGAAGAAUCCUUUCAAGCCAAAUUCAACAAAGAGUGGAAAACAGACAAAUCAAUAUCUGGAUUGAAAGACAAUAUUGUGACAUGUGACCAUUGCACACAGAGUUUCAGCUGCAAAAACUGCACGUCAAAGAUAAACCACAUCAGGAGACAAGACAAAGCUCUUAAGAUGAAGGAUCAAACAAUACAAAGGUUAGAAAAGGCAUUAACAAAGAGAGAGAAAGAAGCGAUUGAAGAGGACGAAUCUGACUACGACUCUUACUAUUCUACCGAAAAGAACACAAUCAACGAAGGUUAUCUUGGAGGCCUUGCAAUUGAUAUUGCACUGCAAACUGACCAUUAUACAACCCAGUAG